Messenger RNA from Actinia tenebrosa (Australian red waratah sea anemone), 1195 nucleotides. RefSeq lists its product as uncharacterized. Gene Ontology annotation, molecular function: nucleosomal DNA binding; double-stranded DNA binding; structural constituent of chromatin. Lineage: Eukaryota; Metazoa; Cnidaria; Anthozoa; Actiniaria; Actiniidae. Gene Ontology annotation, cellular component: nucleus; nucleosome. The record is from RefSeq and is a predicted model, not a curated record. Gene Ontology annotation, biological process: negative regulation of DNA recombination; chromosome condensation; nucleosome assembly.
UCUUAGGUUAUUCGAAGAUUUUAUAUUUAUCCACUAUUCAAGAUGUCAGACAUAGCAGUAAAGAAAGCAGCGAAGAAGCCAGCAAAGCCAGCUGAGCAUCCUAUAUACAACGAUAUGGUAAAAGCAGCGAUUUCUGCCUUGAAGGAACGCAAUGGAUCGUCCCGUCAAGCCAUCGACAAGUACAUCAAAGGCAACUACAAGGUCGGGGACAAAUGUGGUCAUCAUCUGAAGCUGGCGCUCAAGAGAAUGAGCGAGAAAGGAAUCCUUGUACACACCAAGGGUGUUGGUGCUUCUGGAUCCUUCAAACUGAACAAGGCCGUUAAAGAUGAGAAACCAAAGAAGAAGCCAGCGAAGAAGCCCGUUGCUAAGAAACCUGCUAAGAAACCGGCCGCCAAGAAAGCCAAGAAGCCUAAGUCACCGGCAAAGAAGGCAGCCAAGUCUCCCAAGAAGGCAAAGAAAGCAGCUGCAGAGAAACCAAAGAAAGCAGCCAAGAAGCCUGCUGCUAAAGCCAAGCCAGCUAAGAAGCCAGCAGCUAAAAAACCCGCCAAGAAGACAGCCAAGAAACCCGCGGCAAAGAAGGCAGCCAAAUCUCCCAAGAAUUAAAGCGUAACAUACGCUACUUAACAAUCAAACGGCUCUUUUAGGAGCCACCACAUGAAAUAAAGUCAAAACCAAUAUGCUAUGGCGAGCGCGAAAACGAUGCGAUUUCCAAUACCACAAACAUUCGCUUUUACUUUAUUUAUUUAUUCAACGGUGACUAACACAGAGGGGUGGGUUUCAGUAAAAUAAGACAUUCUAACGACUAAGCUUACAUGUUAUAUGACAGUGCUUCAAAAUGCUUUUGCUCUGUAACCUCAAAUCCAUAUUACUCUUGCACAUAUAGUUAAUAUACACAUUCAUUUAACCAUAGUUGAUAGUUAACUAUGAUUUAUUAAACAGAGCAACAGCAUGCCAAAUCAACUUGAUCGCGAAAUUAUGUAGUCCCCUGUAUAUGCAUGGGAAUAGCCAGGAAUUUGCUUUGGGAGGGGCCCAAAACCCAUUUUCUGAAGAUUGGCAAGUCAAACUUAUCACGUGACUUCAACUAUGUUUUGGUUUCUACAGCGUGAGGAUUGCCCCAUCCUGGCUAUACCCCUGAAUAAGCCAUGCACCACCACCACUAACUUCUAUCUAUAUUAAAAGAAGUUAACAUUUUCCA